This is a messenger RNA of Soboliphyme baturini, 1380 nucleotides long. The record is from the annotation of a GenBank genome assembly. NCBI's taxonomy places the organism in Eukaryota, Metazoa, Nematoda, Enoplea, Dioctophymatida, Soboliphymatidae.
GCUCUAGUUUGGUUACACUGGUUCGUGGUAGUUCACGCAGAACGCGGAUUUGCAAAAGUCAAACUAGGAACUCACCUACUAACCGGAGAAAAGGUUGCAAUCAAAAUCAUGAACAAGCAAACUUUGGGGGAAGACUUGCCACGCAUAACGCGCGAAAUAAAUGCUUUGAAAACUCUUUGUCAUCAGAACAUCUGUAAAUUGUACCAAAUCAUCGAAUCUGAGGAACGAUACUUCCUAAUCGUCGAAUAUUGUUCCGGCGGCGAGUUGUUCGACUACAUAAUAAAAAAGGAUCGCUUGCCAGAGCCGGAGGCCCGCCAUUUUUUUCGACAGAUCGUUUCCGCCCUCGCCUACGUUCACGAUCAGGGUUACGCUCAUCGCGACCUCAAACCGGAAAACCUGCUAUUGACCGAAAACCUUCAGGUUAAGCUGAUUGACUUCGGUCUUUGCGCCCAGCCCGAGAAAGGAGUGAAUGGUAUGCUCGAAACGUGCUGCGGAAGUCCCGCUUAUGCAGCACCCGAGCUCAUUGCAGGAGACCCCUAUUUUGGAAACGAGGCUGACGUCUGGUCGGCAGGAGUCCUGCUCUACGCCUUGCUCUGCGGCUUUCUUCCAUUUGAGGACAACAGCCUCCAGAUGAUGUACAAGAAGAUCCAGAUUGGCCGCUACAGGGAACCCCCAUGGCUGUCUGAUAACAGCAGGUGUUUACUAAAAGCAAUGUUGAAUACGAAUCCCCGUAGGCGCAUUACCGUUCAGCACUUACUCGUUCAUCCAUGGGUAGUCGGUGACUAUUCACAGCCAGUAAAGUGGCGCAGUAUUUAUGAAGUAAUCGGCUUUGUUUUGGCUUUUGAUGAAUAUAUUGAAAAUUUUGUUGCACGCGGACUAAUGAAAUGUCUUCAGUUUCUGUACGAAUCCGCCAGUUUACCCGUGAAAUGCAUUUCAAAGUUGCUAAUUUUAUAUUUUUUUUCAAAAUGUGCACUUCUUAGACUCAUCGCGGCAACGAGUCCCAAACGACGAACAGCAGCAGUGAAAACACCCCGUAACCAAACACCUUCUCCAAGGCAUAAGACGCCCAGGAUCACGCGACGGAUGUUCAACAGCGUCGAACGACAUGUUGACAGGGUGAUUAACCUGAUUACUCCCAGACGGCGAAAGCAAAAUCAACCAAUGGCGGUUCGCAAAACUAGGCAUGUUCAUAUUUCAGUAUAUUCUGUUUGUUUCUUCUAUAGCUGGACACUUCGAGGCAAAGCCACGGACGGCAACGGUCAUACUUACUUAACCCUUGAAUUCGAAAUCGUUUUUAUCGAUCGCUUGAAUAUGAUUGGGGUUCGAAGAAAGAGGCUGAAUGGUGACUCCUUCAUGUACAAACGAGUUAAAAUUUUAUAA